AGAAAUCACUCAUUAAACAGCCCUGCUUGAUUGAUCGAUAAACCAUCUCCUCCCUACCUCCUCUUGCGACUUCCAGAGCCAAGACCUGAACACGGAGGAGAUGUCUCUGCUCAGCCCUUGGCUCCUAGCUAUCUGGCUCCUGGCCAUGGAACCAUGCUCAGGGUUCACAGCCUCGGCAGAACUGAUGGGAGUAAAAGGGGAGUCGGUCCAGCUGUCCCCAGAGAUCCCGGCCGGAAAGGAGGUUGCCAACAUCAUCUGGAAUACCCAUGUGUCUCUUGCCGUCGUACAGCCGGGCACGGCAGGGAGUCCCCCCAAAGUUCUCGUGACGGACAGUCGUUACCAGGGACGUGUGAGCGUCUCUAACCAGAGCUACAUCCUGCACAUCAGCGACCUGAAGAUGGAGGAUUGUGGACUCUACAAAGCCCAGAUCAAUCUGGUCGGUGCCUCUGCCACCAUCAUUAGGACGUACACCCUGCAGAUCUACGAGCCCCUGUCCAAACCAAAGAUCACCCGAAAAAUCAGCCGCGGUGAGAACGGCACCUGCAAUUUCACCCUGACAUGCUCCGUGGUCGGUGGAGGGGCCAACAUCACGUACAGCUGGUCAUCUCAGGGGCUGGGGGAGGCUCUGUCCACCAACGGCUCCAUCCUCAGAGUCUACCGGAGCCCCGAAGAUGGUCACACAUACUACACCUGCACGGCCACAAACUCCAUCACCAGGAGCUACGAGAUCGUUGACUCUGAUGAACUUCUCUGUCCAGACCCGCUCCAUUCCCCACUGAAGGCUGGGUUGGCCGCCCUGGCCAUUCUGAUGGCCCUGGUCGGGGCUUUCUUGGGGUACCUCCUGUUCUACAAGAAGACCUGGAAAGGUACCAACAAGCCCCAGUGGCCUAAGAAUCCCGAACCCGCUACAGAGGUCAGGGUGUAUGACGAAGUGGGCCCAAACCUGGCUAAGGGUCUCCCGGACAGGGAUGGAAACACGCUGUACUUCCGCAUCAGCAAGCCCGAAAAGCUGCCAUCCAAGCUGGAUCCCGUGAAGGAAAAAGCUGUGAACACGAUUUACUCCACGGUUGAGAGCCCCAAAGGGAAGCCCCCACCCACAGCUGCCAAGACUGAUGCCCUCCCAUCUGUCCUCCCAACCCGGGUGAAAAAUGUCAGUUUCCAGCAGACGGGUGUCGCAGCUCCGGAGAAACCUACUGAUAAAUACGGGCCCACAUCCGGGUCACAUCCGCCCUGCUUCUCUCCCUCAUCAUAUAAUGUUGAAAGGCAGAAGGGAGGGAGGGAGAGAGGAGUCAUGAUCCCCCUGCUUCUAUGGCUACCGGCCCUUCUCCACCUGCAACCAGGUGCCACAGCCCUGCGGGAGCUGAAUGGGACCAUUGGGGGGUCGGUCACCUUCCCCCUGGACAUCCUAGCUGGGUGGCAGGUCGAGAGCAUUGCCUGGACUUCCAAUGGGGCCGUCACCACGGUGAUUCCAGGAAGACCGGGAGACCCUCCUGAAAUCAUCGCCACCCAUCAGCGAUACAGGGGACGACUGAGCGUCUCCACCGACUACUCUCUGAUCAUCAGCCUCCUGAGCCUGGAGGACGUGGGAACCUACAGAGCCGAUAUCAACACUGCCAACAACACCAGCAGCAGCCAGUUCUCCUUGCAUGUCUAUGAGCGGCUGGCAAAGCCCACUGUGACGGUGAAUUCCACAAAGCCUGACAAUGGCAGCUGUACCAUCACCCUGACCUGCUCCGUGGCUAGGAGAAGGAAUGAAUUGACGUUCAGCUGGACGCCCCUGGGGCCGAGGACCACCAUAUCUUCCAACGGCUCUGUCCUCAGCGUUUUCCAGAAGCCCGGGGACCCUCCCCAAGACUACACGUGCACAGCCACAAACCCCAUCAGCAACAGCUCCCGCACCAUCCCUGCUGACCAGAUCCUCUGUCCAGAAGCAGUGAUGGAAUCGAAAUCAAACCACACCACCGUAAUUGUGGUCAUCACAGUCCUGGUUUUAGCAGCUACACUCUUGGUCGGAGUCAUGGUCAAACAGUGGCGGAAAAAGAAAAGGCAAGAGCCUGAGGCCGAGAUCAUGGAGGGGAACACAGUGUAUGCUCAAGUCCAGCACUGCCACCCACAACCGGAACAGCACCAAUCUCUGCAGAAAGCACCCCCACAGAAUCUUGAGACCACGAUUUACUCGACCGUCCAGCCAACCAAGAAGGUGGAGAGCCCCUCCACAACCCUGUUGACCUACGAAAAGAUCGUGUGAACAGCAGCAUGGCCUGCUCUCAUCCCAGUGAACGAGGCCACACCAGGCCAAUGGAGAAACUGUCCGGGCAGCCAGAAAAACAACCGUGGCCUCAGGCGGGAGCAGCCCCCAUGAUUCCUGUUGCCCACGGCUGACUCGGGAACCUCGGGGGUCAAACACCAGGAAGGCAGAAGCAAUAUUCCCUAUUUCCUCAGACUGAGAUCCCUAGGCCACUGUAGCUUCGGAUGACCCCCUCCUUGUGACUCAGAAUCCCCCGUUUCUGAUCAUGUCCCUCUGGAAGGGGCACAGAUGCUCCAGA
This is a messenger RNA of Tachyglossus aculeatus (Australian echidna), 2546 nucleotides long. RefSeq lists its product as uncharacterized. Gene Ontology annotation, biological process: T cell activation. The record is from RefSeq and is a predicted model, not a curated record. Bases 101 to 2248 code for a protein of 715 amino acids. Lineage: Eukaryota; Metazoa; Chordata; Mammalia; Monotremata; Tachyglossidae. The transcript is spliced from 14 exons. Gene Ontology annotation, cellular component: external side of plasma membrane.